This is a messenger RNA of Urocitellus parryii (Arctic ground squirrel), 2421 nucleotides long. RefSeq names its product early growth response 1 (gene Egr1). Lineage: Eukaryota; Metazoa; Chordata; Mammalia; Rodentia; Sciuridae. Gene Ontology annotation, molecular function: RNA polymerase II cis-regulatory region sequence-specific DNA binding; DNA-binding transcription factor activity, RNA polymerase II-specific. Gene Ontology annotation, biological process: regulation of transcription by RNA polymerase II. The record is from RefSeq and is a predicted model, not a curated record.
GCGCAGAACUUGGGGAGCCGCCGCCGCCGUCCGCUACCCGCCGCUGCCAGCUUCCGCCGCCGUCGCAGGACCGGCCCCUGCCCCAGCCUCCGCAGCAGCGCCGCGUCCACASCAGCCCGCGGCGAAGGCGAACCUGGGGAUUCCACUUGCGUUCUCCCCAGUGCACCCCACACCCCGCAUGUGACCUGGCUAGUCCCCCGCAAGUGUGUCCCCCCGGCGGCUCCAUCCCCGGGCUGCGCCCACCCGCCCCAACACCGGCUCUCCAGCCCGCUCGUUCGGGAUGGCCGCGGCCAAGGCCGAGAUGCAGCUGAUGUCUCCGCUGCAGAUCUCCGACCCGUUCGGCUCUUUUCCUCACUCGCCCACCAUGGACAACUACCCCAAGCUGGAGGAGAUGAUGCUGCUGAGCAACGGGGCACCCCAAUUUCUCGGUGCUGCCGGGGCCCCCGAGGGCAACGGCAGUAGCAACAGCAGCAACAGCAGCGGGGGCGGUGGAGGUGGAGGGGGCGGCAGCAACAGCAGCAGCAACAGCAGCGCCUUCAACCCUCAGGGGGAGCCAGGCGAGCAGCCGUAUGAGCACCUGACCGCAGAGUCUUUUCCUGACAUCUCCCUGAACAAUGAGAAGGUGAUGGUAGAGACAAGUUACCCCAGCCAAACCACUCGGCUACCCCCCAUCACCUACACUGGCCGCUUCUCUCUGGAGCCUGCACCCAACAGUGGCAACACCUUGUGGCCUGAGCCCCUCUUCAGUUUAGUUAGUGGCCUGGUGAGCAUGACCAACCCACCGGCCUCCUCAUCUUCAGCACCAUCUCCAGCGGCUUCCUCCUCUUCCUCUGCCUCCCAGAGCCCACCACUCAGCUGCGCAGUGCCAUCCAAUGACAGCAGUCCCAUUUACUCAGCGGCACCCACCUUCCCCACGCCCAACACUGACAUUUUCCCUGAGCCACAAAGCCAGGCCUUUCCGGGCUCUGCAGGCACAGCACUUCAGUACCCGCCUCCUGCCUACCCUGCUGCCAAGGGUGGCUUCCAGGUUCCCAUGAUCCCCGACUACCUGUUUCCACAGCAGCAAGGAGACCUGGGCCUGGGCACCCCAGAUCAGAAGCCCUUCCAGGGCCUAGAGAGCCGUACCCAGCAGCCUUCACUUACUCCACUCUCUACUAUAAAGGCCUUUGCCACUCAGUCGGGCUCUCAGGACCUAAAGGCCCUCAAUACCACCUACCAGUCCCAGCUCAUCAAACCAAGCCGCAUGCGCAAGUACCCCAACCGACCCAGCAAGACGCCCCCUCACGAACGCCCUUAUGCCUGCCCAGUGGAGUCUUGUGAUCGCAGGUUCUCCCGUUCCGACGAGCUCACUCGCCACAUCCGCAUCCACACAGGCCAGAAACCCUUCCAGUGUCGCAUUUGCAUGCGCAACUUCAGCCGCAGUGACCAUCUUACCACUCACAUUCGCACCCACACAGGCGAGAAGCCCUUUGCCUGUGACAUCUGUGGGAGAAAGUUUGCCAGGAGUGACGAGCGGAAGAGGCAUACCAAGAUCCACUUGCGGCAGAAGGACAAGAAAGCAGACAAAAGUGUUGUGGCCUCUUCGGCCACCUCCUCCCUUUCUUCCUACUCAUCCCCAGUUGCUACCUCUUACCCAUCCCCUGUCACUACCUCUUACCCAUCCCCUGCCACCACCUCAUACCCAUCUCCAGUGCCCACUUCCUACUCCUCUCCUGGCUCCUCAACCUAUCCAUCCCCUGUGCACAGUGGCUUCCCCUCACCCUCUGUGGCCACCACCUAUGCCUCGGUUCCCCCUGCAUUCCCCACCCAGGUCAGCAGCUUCCCUUCCUCGGCUGUCACCAACUCCUUCAGCGCCUCCACAGGUCUUUCGGACAUGACUGCAACCUUUUCUCCCAGGACAAUUGAAAUUUGCUGAAGGAAAAAUGAAAAAAAAAAAAAAAGGGAAAAGGGAGAAAAAAGAAACACAAGAGACAUAAAGGACAGCAGGAGGAGAUGGUUAAGAAAGAGGAGGAAUCUCCUAAAUGGAGGUUCUCAGAGCCAAGUCCUCCCUCUCUACUCAGAGUGGAAGGUCUGUUGGCCAACAAUCCUUUCUUCCUGAUUCCCCUUCCUCCCUAAUUCCUGUUCCCUUUGACUUCAGCUGCCUGAAACAGCCAUGUCCAAGUUCUUCACCUCUAUCCAAAGAACUUGAUUUGCAUGGAUAUUGGAUAAAUCAUUUCAGUAUCAUCUCCAUCGUAUGCCUGACCCCUUGCUCCCUUCAAUGCUAGAAAAUUGAGUUGGCAAAAUGGGGUUUGGGCCCCGUAGAGCCCUGCCCUGUACCCUUGUACAGUGUCUGUGCCAUGGAUUUUGUUUUUCUUGGGGUACUCUUGAUGUGAAGAUAAUUUGCAUAUUCUAUUGUAUUUGGAGUUAGAUUCUCACUUGGGG